UAUGGAAUUCACGACCAUAUAAAGGUGUCAACUGAACAGACUUUGGUCAAACCUUUUUGAAAAUUUAGACAGCACGGAUUGAACGUUAGUAUCUAGUACUGCUAUCUAUUGUUCGAAUAUCUUGCGGAUUACAUACCGGUCAUCAAAAUGAAAGCUGGACUAACUCUCGUCCUCCUCGCUGGCAUAAUCGCCUUCAGUUCUGGACAAUCCACCCCAAGCUGUAUCGGACUAGCGAAUGGAUAUACUUUCAACAAUCCUUUAGUCACUGCUUACUACUACCUUUGUUUGGAUGGGGUACCUGUCCCCAUGCAAUGUCAAACUGGAUAUAUUUUCUGCACUGGGGAUACAGCCUGUACGAAAGGUACAACUUGUCCGGCUGCAACUACUACAACGACAACAACAACAACAACGACAACAACAACAACAACCACUCCGAAACCUACAGUACCGACAACAUCUGUGGAUUGUAGUAAAUAUCCUAAUUUAAGUUUGUUCGAGGAUCCAAACAAUUGUAACGGAUAUUACAUGUGUUUGGAUGGAAAGCCGAUUUCUGGAAAAUGUCUAAACAACUUUGCCUUUGAUAAGACCACGGGAACAUGUUCCUCAGAUCCUUGCACGUCAUAGAGACAGGAGCAGGUGAAAACUGGGUAACCAAAAGUGGUUUUCCCUAUACACUUCCUUGUUGGAAAGUGCAGGUUUCGACUGAAAACCAAUAAAUUUGCAUUGUAUCGAAUUUUCAAAAUAGUAUUAUUGUGUUAGGCCUAAGUUCAUACUGUGAAGGAAAUAUACCAGAUAAAAGAGAAAGCCAAAA
Hermetia illucens (black soldier fly) is the source of this 811-nucleotide messenger RNA. RefSeq names its product 1,4-beta-D-glucan cellobiohydrolase C-like. The transcript is spliced from 2 exons. Gene Ontology annotation, molecular function: chitin binding. Gene Ontology annotation, cellular component: extracellular region. Bases 148 to 624 code for a protein of 158 amino acids. The record is from RefSeq and is a predicted model, not a curated record. Lineage: Eukaryota; Metazoa; Arthropoda; Insecta; Diptera; Stratiomyidae.